AUGCGAUUACUGCCGAACAAAAAAAGUUCGGUGUACUGGAUCUCACCCGUGUCGCCAUCUCAUGGAGAGCUCUGCCACUUCACGCCUAUCAGCAGACGAAUCUCGAAGAAAAGGAAAACGGUAAAGCAUGAACAACGAGCCCUCCAGGACCGAUUAGAAAGGGCAGAAAAACUCCUGCGUCAAGCUGGCAUCGCCAUUGCUCCGUAUCAACCUGCACCUAUCUUUCCCGCACCAAGAAAUGAUGACGGACCACCGUCUGCGCCAGCGGAAACUCCUAGCAUCAUUUCAAAUGAAGUCCAUACGACUAUGCCAGAUGAGACAAGCGUGGGCAUUGAUCGCCUAGUUGAUAUCGAUGGUCUGUCAUACCAAAAUCGGGAAGUCAGCAAUCUUGCCUCGCCAUUUCAGAACAACCUCCUCUCGAUCGAGAAUCAAAGCGUAAAUGACCUAGAAAUGAGAGACGCUAAUCGCGACACGAUGGUGCCAUUACAUCCCUCUGGUGGGAGCUGUACAACCUCUACUCAAUGCUCCAACAGCCCACCCCAUGUUAUCCAGUCAGGUUCGGGACGAUCACAAACAACGAUCGCAGAGCCAUGCAGCAGUUCGCAGAAUCGAAGCCUCAGCGUGCAAGACGUGGUCUCGAGCACCAACGACCCUUCAUGCCCACACGACGAACUUCAUGGGCCCGGAUCCUACCUGUCAAUCUGCAGUGAUCCUGCAGCUGAGUGGGUCUCAAAACAGAUAGGCCCAUCGGGUUUCUCAAACAGUGCAAGCACAUUAGCCACUGAAGUCUGCCGUGGCCUGAAGAUCCAGGCUCCGACGCACCAGACCAGGGUUCCUGAACCGCCGCUGGACUGUGCUAGGAGAUAUGCUGCUGCAUACUUCGAUCAAGCAUUCGAAUCCGUCUUUGAUAUCAUCGACCGUGCAUCUUUCGAGCGGCGGCUGAGUGAGCACAGCGAUAUAGGUACGCUUGAUAAUGAUCCCGCUUGGUACGCGUUGCGAAAUGUGGUGUACGCCUAUGGUUGCAGAGCUUCCGUCUUCAAAGAAGCGGUGCCAGAGACUUGGGUAGACGCUCAGAAUACAGCCUGGGGUUAUUUCGAGAAUGCUCUGUCAGUCCACACAGAACUUGUCUACUUCAAAUCAAACCUUUCCGCUGUUCAAGCACUAUUGGCCAUGUCGUUGUUCAUCGAAGGUGCUGGUACGCCACAGCUGGAGUAUAUGCUCAUCAGCACCACUGUUCGCCUGGCCCAGUCGAAAGGGCUUCAUUUGCGUCCGGGACCAACGUCAAAGAUGGGAGCGAGCGAAGUUGCCCUACGAAGCAGAAUGUUCUGGGCGAUGUAUUUUUAUGAGAAGCACAUUGCGUAUCGCGCUGGUCGUCCUUCGAUGAUCAGAGACAACGACAUUGAUUGCGAGCUACCAGAGCCGGUUCCUGGUCAACCCUCGGCCAAGACAGAUGUUUUCUACCACAUCAUUCGCCAUGCGCAGAUCUCAUCCGUAAUUGUUGAUCAAUUGACAAACGCAGAAGCGCGCCGGCGAGACAUGGGAAAGACGGUCCAAACAGUCAACGAGAUCGAUGCGAGGCUUCGGUCCUGGUACCAGACGAUCCCUGAGUCUCUUCAGCUCAGUCCCGCACACUUGCUACCCGCUUCUUCUGGCAUUCAGAUAACUCAUAUCCUUUACCUCCAUAUGGCUUAUUUCGGGAGCUUGGCUGCAAUACACUCCGUCUUUGCCUAUCCAUGGAAAACAACAAACUCUCAUCCAGGGUCAGAUGUUGAUCUCAUCCCACAAAUCAAUUCAAGCAUGCAGGCUGUCGCUGAAGCGUCGCGAAAUAUCAUAUUGGCCACCAAGUAUUUGACAAUCUCUGCAGCUGCUCCAGCAUGGGAGGUAUUUUUGUACCCUCUUGUCGGCAUGAUCAAUUUAUUUGUAUAUAUCUUGAAGCAUCCCACACAAAGGUCUGUCUCUUCUGAUCUCGGUCUGCUGCAGAUGGCUGCGGGAUACUUUGGAUAUAUGGACUAUGCCACGGCAUCCAACAAAUCCUUUCCAUUCACCAAGGAUCUUGUAACUCUUGCCCAGAAUGUUGUACAGCGUGCGCAGGGCCCUCGUACUACUGCCAGCACUGAGGUGCCUACAACCUCGGGUGACGCCUUCGAAGCAGGUGGCACUGAUACUUUAGAUCUCACUUCUUGGGACGAGGAGCUGGCUGGAUUUACCGGAACGGAUAUGGACCCAGACAGUUGGACUUGCUUCUUACCAUCCUUCACUCAAGUCUCGUCAAUGGCCAUGGACAACUUCCCGGUAGAGUCGAUUGACUUUUCCAUCAGCCACUAA
This is a messenger RNA of Exophiala mesophila, 2325 nucleotides long. RefSeq lists its product as uncharacterized. The transcript is spliced from 10 exons. The record is from RefSeq and is a predicted model, not a curated record. Gene Ontology annotation, biological process: DNA-templated transcription. Gene Ontology annotation, molecular function: DNA binding; zinc ion binding. Bases 1 to 2325 code for a protein of 774 amino acids. Lineage: Eukaryota; Fungi; Ascomycota; Eurotiomycetes; Chaetothyriales; Herpotrichiellaceae.